This is a messenger RNA of Periophthalmus magnuspinnatus, 2150 nucleotides long. RefSeq names its product zinc finger protein OZF-like. Gene Ontology annotation, molecular function: RNA polymerase II cis-regulatory region sequence-specific DNA binding; DNA-binding transcription factor activity. Bases 262 to 1728 code for a protein of 488 amino acids. Gene Ontology annotation, biological process: regulation of transcription by RNA polymerase II. The transcript has 3 exons. Lineage: Eukaryota; Metazoa; Chordata; Actinopteri; Gobiiformes; Gobiidae. The record is from RefSeq and is a predicted model, not a curated record.
GCACGGAGCCAGUCCAAGACCCACAGUUUCUCUGCUCUGAUUGGUUAGUCAGAAACUUCUCCGUGUUCCUAUUGGCUGAGACUAGAGUGGGCGGGAUAUGAUCCCGGAAGUUUCGGCUUGUGUUGUGGUUCUGUUCAUAUCACGAGUUGGUCUUACUUUUCUCCGUUUAUAAAAGGACAAUCGAAGCUUCAUAGAUUUAAUUUCACACCGAGAGGCAACCCGAGGACGUGCGCGGGCUUGUUUUGGAGUCUAUUGGUGCCCAUGGCAACCCCAAAGAAGCGGCCAUUGCCCAAACCUUUUCUCGACGGCUUCAUUCUCACAGAUGCAGAGAAGAAGCUGAAAGUGGAAUCCUUAUCGAGUCCUGAGCUUGGUCUGGACCAGGAUCUGAAGCAGGAAAUCCCAGAGAUUUUACAGAUUAAAGAGGAGCCAGAGGAACCGAGCGUCAAACAGGAGGAAGAGCCGUUACCAGUUUGUGUCCCAGAAUCUUUUGCUGUUUGUGUAAAAACAGAAGAGUUCUCACUUCAACAAGCUCAGCCCAAAGAGGAGACACAGGGAGAGGAUAUCAGCGCAGAGCGACUGUUGCACUCAGAGCCUGAGGGAGACACGGAGCACUCUUCUGAUCCUGACAAGGAUGAAGACUGUGGAGCUCCAUUUAGUUAUUCAGAUGAUGACGACCAUGACAACCAAGACCGAGCUGCGCAAAACUCCGGGCUGUCCCCUGAAUACAAGUCUACACCAGAGACCAGUACUACUGUGAACAAUGGAAACAAGUCUAGAACAGCCGAAGGAGCUGAAGGCAAGACGCAGCAGUGCCCUUUUUGUACAAAGACAAUAAAAGGGACUAAACAGAGUUUAGAACGACACAUUAGAAUUCACACAGGAGAGAGACCUUUUAGUUGUUCUAUUUGUAAUAAGACAUUUUCCACAAAAUAUGAUUUAAAUGUACAUAUAAGAUCACACACAGGGGAGAAGCCUUACGGUUGUUCAACCUGUAACAAAACAUUUACCACCAUUGGUUCUCUAAAUGCUCACAGAAGAACACACACAGGCGAAAAACCAUUCAGCUGUUCUUUCUGUAAGAGAGAGUUUAACCAAGUCGGUGGACUGAAUCGCCAUAUGAGACUGCACACUGGUGAGAAAUUCAGCUGUCCCAUCUGUGAGAAAGAAUACACCCAACUCAUCGGACUGAAGCGCCAUAUGAGUCUGCACACAGGGGAGAACACAUUUAGUUGUUCAACCUGCAAUAAGACAUUUCCCACUGAAUCUAGUCUUAGUUUACAUAUAAGAACGCACACAGGAGAGAAGCCUUACAGCUGUUUAACCUGUAACAAAACAUUUACCCAGGUGGGUGCUCUAAAUGCUCACAGAAGGACACACACAGGUGAGAAAACAUUCAGCUGUUCCAUCUGUAACAAAGAAUUUGCCCAUUUGUCUGGAUUGAAUCGUCAUAUGAGGCAGCACACAGGGGAGAAACCUUUCAGCUGUUCCAUCUGCAAUAAGACAUUUUCUCAGAUAGGUAAUCUAAAUGCUCACAGGAGAACGCAUACAGGCGAAAAACCAUUCAGCUGUUCUAUCUGUAAUAAAGAAUUUGCCAAAGCCGACGGACUGAAAUACCAUAUGAGACAGCACACAGGGGAGAAACCAUUCGGUUGUUCCAUCUGCAAUAAAGCAUUUUCCCACAAGAGUAACCUAAAUACACAUAUAAAAAUCCAUAAGACUAAUCUCUGAAGACACUUGAACUGACACAAACAGAAACCAUUCAGCUGUAUAGAGCAUGACUGAAGCUUUACUGUAUUCAUGUUAACACAUUCCAAGUAGCUCUACUGAUUGUACAGAUCAUUCUAUCAUUCAAAUAUGACUUGUUUUAGUAGCCCUAUGCUGUCUUAAUCGACCAAAAUGUGCAUUAGUCGAUUAUUUUAUUUACAGUAUAAAAAAUGAUAUGCAAAACAGCAGAAAGAAGAAGUGAGGACUGAAGACUUGGGAGCAAAUCCUGUGAUUAACCUGCCUUUUUCCAUAAAUCUACUUUUUUCUAGUAAUUUUUUGUAUAAAUUGUUUUUGCAUGAACUCACAUGCAGUUGUAUUUUAAGUGGAGUCACAUGGUCAAAGAACGAACCAUUGUGGUUAUCUAAGCCAAUGCACAGGUGCCUUCU